This is a messenger RNA of Scaptodrosophila lebanonensis, 1040 nucleotides long. RefSeq names its product mitochondrial mRNA pseudouridine synthase Trub2. Gene Ontology annotation, biological process: RNA processing; pseudouridine synthesis. The record is from RefSeq and is a predicted model, not a curated record. Bases 55 to 1017 code for a protein of 320 amino acids. Lineage: Eukaryota; Metazoa; Arthropoda; Insecta; Diptera; Drosophilidae. The transcript is spliced from 3 exons. Gene Ontology annotation, molecular function: RNA binding; pseudouridine synthase activity.
CAAACUGCAACCUAAGUUCAAUAGCGGUCUUUGUGUAAUUCGAAUGCAUUAAUAAUGUCUCUGACGAAAGUUUACGACGCUGCAACAGUAUUGAAACACUUAAAUGGCAUUAUAAACGUCUACAAGCCCGCCGGGAUGAAGGUGCAUCAAGUACGAACUGCAAUUUUGGCCAACAUUUGCAAAGGUCUAAACGAAAUGAAUGUGCGUGAGCCACGCAAAUUGCCAGAAGAAAUGCGGUUGCUUGGAACCGGCACAGCGGCAGACACCGUUCUACAUAAAAUAUCCAGCGACACGGACUUGUCCGACCAUGUGCUCGCUGCUGGCCCACGUUACAUACCGCAAGACUGCCGAAUUGCGCCUGUGGCCAGUCUUGGAGUGCACACCAGUGGGGUUUGUCUGUUUGGCCUUAACGCUGGACUGCGACAGUCCAGUCGCAUUCAACGCAAUCGACCAAUCCGCAUAUACCACGUGACCGGCCGCAUGGGUAUAGCGACGGAAAGUCACCUGCCUGGCUCACAUAUAACGGUGCGUGCCAAGCAUGGACAUGUGUCAGCGGAUCGCAUUAGCGCACUUGCGUCGUCAAUGCAAGCUUCACAUCAGCGCAAAAUGUACGAGCUGUGUGGGGUGGAUCUUCAAACGCAGGCUGCCUACGAACUGGCAUGCAAGGGUCCCCUACGUCCAACCAACAACAGCCAGCCAGUGAUAUAUAGUCUCAAGCUCAUACACUUCGAACGCCCAAACUUUACUUUGGAGGUGCAUGCUAUUAAUGAGAGCGAGGACUACUUGGCUGCGUUAGUACACGACAUGGCUCUGGAGCUGCGCACCGUGGCACACUGUGCUCAACUGCGUUGCAUAAGACAUGCCCAUUUUGAUGUAACCGACAGUCUGCUACGACAUGGUUGGCAUUUGCCGGGCAUCAUAAAGAACCUGCGUCAACAACGCGAGAUUUUAAAAUCGCAUCCACAGCUACUGAAUCAACAACGUGUAGACUUGUAUGCAAAUCAAAAUACAGCGUAAUAUUUAUUAUAGUUUUAAAUAUA